AACCCCAGCCGAGUGGCGACGCAGACCGGGCUAGGUCCUAGCGCGAGUUGGGUUCCGAGCGGCCGGUGGGCAGACUCGUAGGAGGAGGCGUCGCUUCCUGAGAGGAGCCAGAGGCGCCGUUUUCCAGUAGGAUGGCUGAGUUGGUUAUGUGUGAACCAAUAGAGCUUUACAACAUCCUCAAUCAAGUCACGAAGCUAUCCAGAUUAAUCGAGCCCAACUAUCUCUGCUUAUUGGGGCUGCUGCUGGGACCUGCCAUCGAGUGUGGCAAAGUCCUGAAGGAGUUCACGAGCCACCCCGUGGCCAUCUUGAGGGGAGGCUAUGAGUGCUUCUCGGCCAUGUACCAUUUCCUCCGGACCCAGAAGAUCAUCUGGAUGCCCCAGGAACUGGACGCAUAUCAGCCAUACCCCGUGGAGAUACUGUUCAGAAGAGUCUACCUGGGCACUUUCAGCCAAGCCUGUGACCCUAAAAUUCAGAAGGAUUUGAAAAUCAGUGCUCACAUCAACGUCUCUAUGGAGGAGGGGCCAUUCUUCGUAGGGGACCCCAACAAGCUUCUUCACAUCUGCGUGGAAGAUUCGCUGGAAGCCAACCUCUCUUCCUUUUUCCGACACCUCUGUCACUUCAUUGACGUGCACUUGGAGCUCGGCUCGGUCAUCCUGGUCUUCUCCAAGCUGGGCAUCAGUCGCAGCUCCACGGCCAUCAUCGCAUACCUCAUGCACCAGCGGGAGCAGACCUUGAAGAGAUCCUGGACCUACGUCAAGAAGUGCAAGAGUAAUGUGUGUCCGAACCGGGCCUUCGUGAACCAGCUCCUGCAAUGGGAGGAGAUCAUCCUCGGAGGCCUUGUCACGGGCAACUUGGAUCAGCUCUACUGAGCUUCGUGGCCAGCGAGGGCUGGGGGGAUGCCACCUGGGGGCUUCUUGUGGGGCACAGGCCGGGCUGUGUCAAAGGGCUGGUCUGGGAGAAGAAAGCCUUCCUGUCUGUGCCUGA
This is a messenger RNA of Echinops telfairi (small Madagascar hedgehog), 984 nucleotides long. It is a transcript of the gene STYXL1, whose product is annotated as serine/threonine/tyrosine interacting like 1. NCBI's taxonomy places the organism in Eukaryota, Metazoa, Chordata, Mammalia, Afrosoricida, Tenrecidae. The coding region runs from base 132 to 869 and encodes 245 amino acids. The transcript is spliced from 7 exons. Gene Ontology annotation, molecular function: protein phosphatase binding; protein phosphatase inhibitor activity; protein tyrosine/serine/threonine phosphatase activity. Gene Ontology annotation, biological process: negative regulation of cytoplasmic stress granule assembly; protein dephosphorylation; positive regulation of intrinsic apoptotic signaling pathway. Gene Ontology annotation, cellular component: mitochondrion. The record is from RefSeq and is a predicted model, not a curated record.